CUUUUGGCUUCCGACCACGAACAAAUGGCAGACCCAACAUAUUCCACCCUCCCCUCGCCACCGUUCGACACGAUAUCGCGUAUACAAUACUCCCCAACCGACCCAAACAAGCUUCUAGCAUCGUCUUGGGACUCUACUGUCCGGUUUUAUCAUGCGGGAGAACCAAACGAACGGCCGUCUGAGCAAUUAGUCAAGUUUGAGCAUCGAGCUGCUGUCUUGACAUGUUGUUUCUCGGACGCCAGCCACGGUUUCAGCGGGGGGCUCGAUGCAACCAUUCGACAUUUGGAGAUGGGGACUGAGAAAAUCACAACAGUCGGCUCUCAUACUGACGCUGUGUCUGGAAUGGUGUUUUCUGACGAGUCUCAUGCACUUGUCUCGGGCUCAUGGGACUGCUCUCUCCGUCUAUGGGAUCCACGGUCGGCAACCCCUCAGCAGGCAAACGCCACCACCCCAGAACGCAUUUACGCGAUCGACAUGACGAACCACAACAUCGUCGUGGCUAUGGCAAGCCGAUUGUUCAGCAUCUACGAUAUCCGGAACAUGUCCACCCCCGCGCAACAGAGAGAAAGCAGUCUGAAAUAUAUGACUCGCAGUUUGGCAUGUAUGGCCGAUGGCCAGGGCUACGCAACUGCCUCAGUUGAAGGCCGCAUUGCUGUCGAAUAUUUCGACCCAUCUCCAGCAACGCAAGCCAAAAAAUACGCUUUCAAGUGUCAUCGGCAUACCGUCGACGACGUAGACCAUGUCUAUCCAGUCAACGCGCUCGCUUUCCAUCCUGUAUAUAACACAUUUGCCUCUGCCGGCUCAGACGCCACUGUGUCGAUAUGGGACCACAAGGUCAAAAAACGGCUUCGACAGUACCCCAAGUUCGGCAAUCCAGUAGGGACUCUAGCGUUCAAUUGCGAUGGGACACGACUUGCGGUUGGUGUUGGGUAUAAUUGGGACUUGGGCGAAAAGGGAAUGCACGAGAAGCCUGGAACUGAGAUUGGCAUAAGGAAGCUCGGCGAUGAAGUCAAGCCCAAAAACUGGACAGGGUAA
Mycena indigotica is the source of this 1035-nucleotide messenger RNA. RefSeq names its product WD-REPEATS-REGION domain-containing protein. The record is from RefSeq and is a predicted model, not a curated record. The transcript is spliced from 6 exons. The coding region runs from base 25 to 1035 and encodes 336 amino acids. Gene Ontology annotation, molecular function: ubiquitin binding. Gene Ontology annotation, cellular component: mitotic checkpoint complex; kinetochore; bub1-bub3 complex. Gene Ontology annotation, biological process: mitotic spindle assembly checkpoint signaling. Lineage: Eukaryota; Fungi; Basidiomycota; Agaricomycetes; Agaricales; Mycenaceae.